CCGGCGCAAGGGGCCGGAAGUUGUGGCCCGGCGCUGUAUAACCCGGGGGCUGCGGACUGAGAGUGCGGCUGAGACCGGGACCAUGGGCGGGAAGAACAAGCAGAGGACCAAAGGGAACCUGAGGCCUUCAAACAGUGGCCGAGCUGCAGAACUCCUUGCCAAGGAACAGGGGACAGUGCCUGGAUUUAUUGGUUUUGGAACAUUUCACAGUGACCUAGGCUAUGUUCCUGCUAUUCAAGGAGCUGAAGAAAUAGACAGUCUUGUGGAUUCUGAUUUCCGAAUGGUGCUGCGGAAACUUUCUAAGAAAGAUGUCACAACAAAACUAAAAGCUAUGCAGGAAUUUGGAACCAUGUGUACAGAGAGAGACACGGAAAUUGUAAAAGGAGUUCUUCCAUACUGGCCAAGAAUUUUCUGCAAAAUUUCACUUGAUCAUGACCGUCGGGUUCGAGAAGCCACACAGCAAGCUUUUGAAAAACUUAUCCUUAAAGUAAAGAAACACUUGGCUCCUUAUUUAAAAAGUUUAAUGGGCUAUUGGCUAAUGGCUCAGUGUGAUACUUACACACCAGCUGCAUCUGCAGCAAAAGAUGCCUUUGAAGCAGCUUUCCCUCCGAGCAAGCAACCUGAAGCCAUAGCAUUUUGUAAAGAUGAAAUUACAAGUGUGCUUCAGGACCAUCUUAUCAAAGAAACACCUGAUACGCUCAGUGACCCACAAACUGUUCCAGAGGAAGAGAGAGAAGCUAAAUUCUAUCGGGUUGUAACUUGUUCCUUAUUGGCAUUAAAGAAAUUGCUUUGCCUCUUACCUGAUAAUGAGCUUGAUUCUCUGGAGGAGAAAUUUAAGUCACUUUUAUCACAGAAUAAGUUUUGGAAGUAUGGAAAACACAGUAUACCUCAGAUUCGCUCAGCCUAUUUUGAGUUAGUUUCUGCUUUGUGCCAGCGUAUACCACAGUUGAUGAAAGAUGAAGCAUCCAAAGUGAGCCCAUCUGUUCUUCUUAGCAUUGAUGACAGUGACCCCAUUGUAUGCCCUGCUCUCUGGGAAGCUGUGCUUUAUACACUUACAACUAUUGAGGACUGUUGGCUUCAUGUAAAUGCAAAAAAAAGUGUGUUUCCCAAGCUGUCAGCUGUGGUUCGUGAAGGAGGUCGGGGUCUGGCUGCUAUCAUAUAUCCUUAUCUUCUGCCAUUUAUCAGCAAACUCCCUCAGUCCAUUACAGACCCAAAGUUGGAUUUCUUCAAAAAUUUUCUCACCUCCCUAGUUGCAGGGCUAUCAACAGAAAGAACGAAAACCAGCUUUUCAGAGUGCUCAGCAGUAAUAUCUGCUUUUUUUGAAUGCUUACGUUUCAUAAUGCAGCAAAACUUAGGUGAGGAAGAGAUGGAAGAGAUGCUCGUCAAUGAUCAGUUGAUUCCUUUUAUUGAUGCAGUUCUCAAAGACCCAAGAUUGCAAGAUGGGCAGCUGUUUAACCAUUUGGCAGAAACUUUAAGUUCAUGGGAAGCCAAAGCAGAUUUGGAAAAAGAUGAUAAAACAGCCCACAAUUUGGAGAAAGUGCUACUGAAAUUCUGGGAAAGACUGUCAGAGAUCUGUGUUGAGAAAAUCAAUGAGCCCGAAGCUGAUGUUAAGUCAGUUUUGGGUGUUUCUAACCUAUUACAGGUCCUUCAGAAGCCAAAGAGCUCCUUGAAGUUAAAUAAAAAAAAAGUUGGUAAGGUUAGAUUUGCUGAUGAGAUGCCUGAAAGUAAUAAAGAGAAUGAAAAAUGUGUCUCCUCAGAAGGAGAGAAAAGUGAAGGCUCUGAAUUAAUGGCUGAACCUUCUCUCACUCACAAUUGCUCAGACCUUAUAUCCCCCUUAAGGAAAAAACCUUUGGAAGACUUAGUCUGUACACUAGCAGAGAUGAGUAUUAAUUAUGUCAAUGAACAAAAGUCGGAGCAACAUCUAAGGUUUCUUUCCACUCUGCUCAACUUCUUCUCUUCAAGCCAAGUAUUUAAAGUGCUACUGGGUGAUGAAAAACAGAGUAUUGUCAACACCAAACCUCUUGAAAUAGCCAAACUUGCACAAAAAAAUCCCGCGGUACAGUUUUUAUACCAGAAAAUAAUAGGUUGGCUAAAUGAAGAUCAGAGGAAGGAUGCUGGUUUCUUGGUAGACAUUUUGUACAGUGCCCUUCGUUGCUGUGAUAGUAAUAUGGAAAGAAAAGCUGUCUUGGAUGAUCUGAUUGAGGUGGAUCUGAAAUGGAAUUCUAUUCUUCAGAUCAUUGAAAAGGCAUGUUCUAGUUCAGAGAAACAUGCUUUAGUAACCCCUUGGCUAAAAGGAGAGAUCCUUGGCGAGAAAUUGGUAACCUUGGCAGAUCAUCUUUGUAAUAAGGACUUGGAAUCCACAGUAUCUUCUGAAUCUUAUUUCUCAGAAAGAUGGAGUCUUUUAAGCUUGGCAUUAUCCCAACAUAUUAAAAAUGAUUACUUGAUUGGAGAAGUAUAUGUUGAAAGAAUUAUUGUUAAACUUCAUGAAACUUUAUGCAAAGCAAAGAAAUUGUCAGAAGCUGAAAAUAAUGACUCAUCAGUGUCUUUUAUCUGUGAUGUGGCCUAUAACUAUUUCAGCUCAGCGAAAGGAUGCUUGCUAAUGCCAUCAUCUGAAGAUUUAUUAUUAACUCUCUUUCAGUUGUGUGCUGAUAGCAAAGAAAAAACACAUUUGCCAGAGUUUCUUAUCAGUAAACUGAAAAAUACUUGGCUCUCUGGUGUGAAUUUAUUGGUGCAUCAAACUGGUGACACCUAUAAACAGAGUACCUUCCUGCGUUUAUCUGCUCUGUGGCUGAAGGACCAAGUUCAGUCUUCAUCAUUGGAUAUCACAAGUCUUCAGGUCCUCUUGUCUGCUGUUGAUGAUUUGCUAAAUGCUCUUCUAGAGAGUGAAGAUACUUAUCUUCUGGGAGUUUAUAUUGGAAGUGUAAUGCCAGACAACAGUGAAUGGGAAAAGAUGAGACAGUCUCUUCCUAUGCAGUGGUUGCAUAGACCUCUUUUAGAAGGAAGAUUGAGUUUGAAUUAUGAGUGUUUCAAAACAGAUUUUAAGGAACAAGAAACAAAGAAACUUCCCAGCCAUUUGUGUACUUCAGCCUUAUUGAGCAAAAUGAUGUUAGUUGCGCUGAAAAAGGAAAUAGUCCUAGAAAAUAAUGAGCUUGAGAAAAUAAUUGCAGAACUGCUCUAUUCAUUGCAGUGGUAUGAAGAAUUAGACAAUCCGCCUAUUUUUCUAACUGGAUUUUGUGAAAUGCUUCAAAAAAUGAAUAUUACAUAUGAUAACUUAUGUGGCUUUGGUAAUACUUCUGGCCUUUUGCAGCUGUUAUUUAACAGAUCCAGGGAAAAUGGCACCCUUUGGUCUCUUAUUAUUGCUAAGUUGAUCCUUUCCCGAAGUGUUUCAUCUGAUGAAGUAAAACGGCAUUAUAGGAGAAAAGAAGGUUUUUUCCCACUAACAGAAGGUAACAUGCAUACUGUUCAAAGUCUCUGUCCAUUUUUGUCAAAAGAAGACAAGAAAGAAUUCAUCGCUCAAUGUAUACCUGCCCUUUUGGCCUGGACCAAGGAAGAUGUUUGCAGUAUUAAUGGGGGUUUUGGACAUCUUGCCAUUUUCAAUUCUUGUCUGCAAACCAAAAGCAUAGAUGAUGGAGAGCUAUUACAUGGUAUAUUAAAAAUUCUGAUAACCUGGAAGAAAGAUCAUGAAGAUAUUUUUCUUUUCAGUUGUAAUCUGUCAGAAGUAAGUCCAGAGAUACUGGGUGUAAAUGUAGAAAUAAUCCGGUUCCUUUCCCUGUUUCUGAAAUACUGCUCAGCUCCUUUGGCAGAGAGUGAAUGGGAUUUCAUCAUGUGCUCCAUGUUGGCUUGGUUGGAGACAACAAAUGAGAAUCAGGCAUUGUAUUCUGUUCCACUUGUACAACUGUUUGCCUGUGUCAGCUGUGAUUUGGCUUGUGAACUCAGUGCUUUUUUUGAUUCCACACCUCUGGAUACCACUGGCAGUCUUCCUGUAAAUCUAAUCAGUGAAUGGAAAGAGUUUUUUUCUCCAGGCAUCCACAGUUUGCUUUUACCUCUUUUGGUGACUGUUACAGGAGAAAGCAAAGAUACAUCUGAAACAUCAUUUCAGAAUGCAAUGCUGAGACCCAUGUGUGAAACAUUAACUUAUAUCCCAAAGGAUCAACUGUUGAGUCAAAAACUCCCUGCAAGAUUGGUUGCUGGCCAAAAAACAAACUUGCCAGAGUACCUCCAGACUUUGUUAAACACAUUAGCCCCGUUACUCCUUUACAGAGCUCGGCCCGUGCAAAUUGCUGUUUAUCAUAUGCUAUACAAAUUGAUGCCUGAAUUCCCACAAUGUGAUCAGGAUAAUCUAAAGUCAUAUGGAGAUGAAGAAGAAGAACCAGCCUUGUCACCACCUGCAGCACUGAUGUCUCUUCUUAGCACUCAAGAAGACUUACUAGAAAAUGUUUUGGGGUGUAUUCCUGUUGGACAGAUAGUUACUAUUAAGCCACUGAGUGAAGACUUCUGCUAUGUUCUGGGAUACCUCCUCACUUGGAAGUUGAUACUUACUUUCUUCAAAGCUGCUUCAUCUCAGCUUCGAGCUCUGUAUUCAAUGCAUCUUCGAAAAACAAAAAGUUUGAACAAAUUGCUCUAUCACCUGUUCAGGCUUAUGCCAGAAAAUCCAACCUUUGCAGAGACAGCUGUUGAGCUCUCCAAUAAGGACCCUAAAACGUUCUUUACAGAAGAGCUCCAGUUGGGUAUUAGAGAUACCUCAACUCUUCCAUACCAUAUUCCACACUUGGCUUGUUCAGUCUAUCACAUGACAUUAAAAGACUUGCCCGCCAUGGUUAGGCUGUGGUGGAAUAGUAGUGAGAAGCGUGUUUUCAAUAUUGUAGAUAGAUUUACAAGCAAGUACGUUAGCAGUGUUCUCUCUUUUCAAGAAAUAUCUUCUGUGCAAACAAGUACACAGCUAUUUAAUGGCAUGACGGUUAAAGCUCGAGCUACUACUCGAGAAGUCAUGGCCACUUAUACUAUUGAGGAUAUAGUUAUUGAACUUAUAAUACAGCUGCCUUCAAAUUAUCCAUUGGGUUCAAUAACAGUAGAAAGUGGGAAAAGAGUAGGAGUGGCCGUUCAGCAGUGGCGAAACUGGAUGCUGCAGCUAAGCACGUACCUCACGCAUCAAAAUGGAAGUAUUAUGGAAGGCUUAGCAUUAUGGAAAAAUAACGUAGACAAACGUUUUGAGGGUGUUGAAGAUUGCAUGAUUUGUUUCUCAGUCAUUCACGGUUUCAACUAUUCUCUUCCCAAAAAAGCUUGUAGAACAUGCAAGAAAAAGUUCCAUUCAGCCUGCUUGUACAAAUGGUUUACGUCUAGCAACAAAUCCACUUGUCCACUGUGUCGUGAGACCUUUUUCUGAGAUUCCCCCCGCAUUGGAAUUCAUCCCUGAUGUAAAUCACGCAAAGGCAGUGGAUUUGGAUUCAUCUUGAAGUGUUGAUGUGAGGAGGCCAGUGAGCAUUACUUUCAAAUAGGACCUUCUCUGGAAAAUUAUUUUGGUUGAUGUAAUGAUCCUAAAAUCAGGUUUACUUAUCUUUAGAUUGCUUUGUAAAUGUUUGGAAACCUUUUCUUUUACAUAAGAAUAUUACAUAUUGGAGAGAAAAUAUUUAUAUUAAUAGUUUAAUCUCUUUGUACAUUUAAAAAUAAAUAUGGAAAAACCCUAAAUUACAGAAUUGAAAUCUGUGACAGCAUUGUACCACUGUAUUAUACUGAUAAACCCAUUCAGUUUCUUGAUCCAUGCUUUAGAACAGUCCAAGUGACGUAAAUGAAUUGGAAGGGUUGAUUUACCUCUACAGAUAUUUUAUUGAGAGGGUUGAUUUACAUCUACAGAUAUUUUAAGACUUAUUUAUUAGUUAUGACAACAAAAUUGAUUAGUAUUCUGAUAUUUGUAGAUUAUUUUAAUGAUAAAAUGACAUUAAGCUAUUAACAUAGCUUAUCAUAAUUUAAAGCAUGCUCUGAAAUCCUGUAUAAAAGAGUACAAACUGAACUUUCAGGUGCCUCCAUUUAUCAAGGGUUACAAAAUUCAGAGAAGUUCAUGACACUGAUGAAGAAGAAUUUCCUUGUACUAGUGAAAUUUGAAUUGCAGACUUGUCAGUGAAUUUAUUACUCAGUUGGAAUGAGUCUCCAGUGGGUGAGAGUUUGAGAGAAACAGGAGUUAGAUUACUUUAUUCGUGAAGCAGAGUGGUAGUUAUUCCUCUAUCAAGAGGGAAGAAAUAAACGAUUUAUUUCUGAAAGUUAAGAGUGGUGGAAAAAACAAAAAAAUAUUAAAAUGUUGUAGGAGGCUUUCAAUUUUGUAAGCAAAUUUUGCUAUUCUUAUGGUCAAAGUUACACUAAAUUAGAGAGUUGAGGGGAGCUAAUUUUUUCUAGCCUUAGAAGUGCAAGUUAAGAAUUUUAAUACUAAGUGAAAUUCAGGAUAACAGACUGAAGUGGGGUGGGUGAAAACCUGCCUUUUGCCACAGCACUAUUGCCCUUAAAAAUUGUGCCCAAGAUAUAAAAGUGUAGAAGUUUGGAACUUGGAAUAAUUUUAUUGCAGUCUUCCAUCACGUGGGAGAUAUUAGCAUAUCUAAUAGCAAGGUUACUUGAAGGAUCUGCUAUCAUCUCUGUUGCAAGUGUUUAAUUGGCAAAAAGCAACUCAUAUUAAAUAAAAUUAUUGCUUACCAUCAACUGGGUAAAAUGGUUAUUAUUGAAAUAGUAUGAAUGUGGUCAGAGCAUUGUAGUGGAGAGUGAAGUAUUACGUGUGAGUUAAAGAUCUCAAGUUGUAUUUGUAGAUCCAGUGUCCUGCCCAGUUUUGUCUUUCUCUUAAAUUUUUCUCUGUAAUAUUUAUUAUCUUAUAGCCUUGAGGCUCAAGGAGUCAGUAAGUGAAGUACAGAUAGCAGAAUUCUACUACCUCUUCUUAACCCCUUUCUUAAAAUAUUCUCUAUGUCUCUGACCUUGUAAACCCAAAGGAUUGUGUUACUCCUCUGUGAAAACUAAACAUUUUUCCGUUAAAAAUUAUUUUAUAAUAAGACUUUGUUUAUAACUUUUCCAGUAUUGGUACGUCUUGGCUUCUGACCCAAACCCUAAGUAGAAAAGAAAAGGGAAUAACAGAGCGUUGUUUUUCCACAUUAUUAUUUAGGGCAUCAGGUUCUUGGUGAAACACUAUAAUUAAGUGGGAUACCUACCCUUCAUACUUAAGACUCUUAGCACAUUUCUUUGAGACUUUUAAAUAUAAAUGUAAAGCUUGUUAUUGUUUAUAUGCUAAAGAAAAAGCUUUCCAAAAUAAGACUGCAGUUCAGAAUAUCACAUUAAUUAAAGUUUAUUUAUGUAGCUUUGACAACUCAAGAACAUCCCUUAAAAUUCUAGCAUAAGGACAUUUUAAAACUGCAUGAGAUUCAAAGCCCAUUAGCAAAAUUAUUAAUUUUAAAACCUUAAUGUAAAUUGCAAAUUUUAGAAUUUAUUUUUAACUCUUAUUUAUCCCAUGCUGUAAUGUAUGUACAUAAGUUUCUGUGGCUUAAAACAAUGUUAUUACUUGACAGAUUUUUGUGGUGUGAAUAAUUAAUGUUAUUAUUUGAUUGUUAUACCAUAUGUGCCCAUUAAAAUUCUUUUUAAUUGCAAAAUAUUUCAAAUAUACAUGAUAAUAAUAAUAUAAAUGCCCUUGUACUCUUCAUAAACUAUUUUGCCAUAUUUGCUUCGAAUUUUUAAAGAAAUAAAAUGUUACUCUUUUGUACUCUUCCCUGAGGCCAUCUCCUCCUUCCCUCCAUAAAGCUGACCCACUA
This is a messenger RNA of Hippopotamus amphibius kiboko, 7775 nucleotides long. It is a transcript of the gene LTN1, whose product is annotated as listerin E3 ubiquitin protein ligase 1. The coding region runs from base 83 to 5383 and encodes 1766 amino acids. The record is from RefSeq and is a predicted model, not a curated record. Gene Ontology annotation, cellular component: RQC complex; cytosol. Gene Ontology annotation, biological process: rescue of stalled cytosolic ribosome; ribosome-associated ubiquitin-dependent protein catabolic process. NCBI's taxonomy places the organism in Eukaryota, Metazoa, Chordata, Mammalia, Artiodactyla, Hippopotamidae. Gene Ontology annotation, molecular function: zinc ion binding; ubiquitin protein ligase activity; ribosomal large subunit binding. The transcript has 30 exons.